This is a messenger RNA of Musca domestica (house fly), 3087 nucleotides long. It is a transcript of the gene Sdr, whose product is annotated as insulin receptor. Lineage: Eukaryota; Metazoa; Arthropoda; Insecta; Diptera; Muscidae. Gene Ontology annotation, molecular function: protein binding. The transcript has 8 exons. The coding region runs from base 471 to 2972 and encodes 833 amino acids. The record is from RefSeq and is a predicted model, not a curated record.
AAUUGAUCAUUGAAAGGGUGAACAUCGAUUACUUUACGGUACGGGACUGCGGCUCCAGAGAGAACGCAAUCAAAUUGGAUGCAAAAUUUCAAGAAGAAAAAAAUAUUUUUUGGUCAAUUCAAUAAAAGUGAAAUCAAAAACUAUUUCGUAAUUUUCUUUGAGGAAAAUACACAAAAAAAUAAUUACAAAUAAUAUUCUCCAAGAUUCCAAAAAAAAAAAUAUUUCAAAAACAACAACGACAACAACAACAAAGUCAUUUAUUCUUAGUGAAAAUAACAUCUAUUGAUUUCGGGGUCAAGUUUCCAAUUAAACAAUUAACUCAGCUGGGCGAGCAUCACCAUCGUCGCCGUUGUCGCCCCACAAUACACCAGCAUAAGACAAUAACUGCGAUACGUAAGCCAAAGUAGAGAAGGAGGUGGAGGAGCAGCACCCAAAGUGCAAAGAGUCUGACCAAAAACAAAAAAACCCAAAUGACCAACAACAAAAAUGCCAACAAAAUGAAAUAUUUGCCGGUUUAUUUUCUCCUUUUUGUCGUCGCUGGCUUCCCCGGCGCCCGUCUUCCCUGUGCGGCGAGUCAAGGCCAGGAACCAAUUAUUUGUAAAUCGACCAUAAUCCGAAACAUCCACGACCUCGAAAAGAUACAAAAUUGUACAAUAAUAGCUGGCCAUGUAAAGCUGGUUAAAUUCGAACUGACACCCCAAAUGUUAGCCUCCCUGCCAUCGCUGAGGCUGGAAGAAAUCACGGAUUAUUUAUUGGUAUAUCGUGUGCAUGGCUUGGACAGUUUGGAGAGAAUUUUUCCCAAACUUCUGGUCAUACGCGGUGUACGAUUGCUGUACGAGAAAUACGGUUUGGUUUUGUUUGAAAAUCGUAAUUUGGAAAAUAUUGGCUUGGUGUCGCUGCUAAGAGUUCUACGUGGUUCGAUACGCAUCGAAUCGAAUCCGUCGUUGUGUUUCGCACACACCAUAAAUUGGGUGUCGAUUUUGGGCAAUCACACCAAGGAGUUCCACUACGUUUUGAAGAACAAUAAACCACCCAACUAUUGUCCCCUCUGCUAUGGACCAAAUCAGGAACACCACCAGCAAUGUUGGUCGCUGGGCAAGCCGCAGAGACAAAUCUUAGGCGAAUACAACGGCAAUCAAUGUUCGGCCGAUUGUCCGUCACAGAAAUGCAAUAAAAAAGGUAAAUGUUGCAGUGGCCGAUGUCUGACUUCGUGUUCCGAUGACAAUUGUGGCUACUGUACGUCGCUGAUAAGCGGUAAGAAAUGCGUCAAGGAUUGUAUACCGCCCAGGGCGAGGGCAUUUGGGCGUCAAUGCGUCCUCGACUGCAGCCAAUAUGGGUUGCUGCGCCUUGGAGUCCAUUGCGUGGAAAAAUGUCCCAAAAUGUACGAAACAAUUGUUCAAAAUGGUAAACCACGUUCAUGUUCUCUCAGCUGUAAUGGAAAUUUCACCAUCAAAUCAUCCGAGGACUUGGAGGGUUUUGCCGAUUGUACCACACUGCAGGGUUCGUUGACCUUGGAGCUGACCGAUUUUAAGAAUACAAACAUCGAAGAUUUGGACAAAGCCUUUGGCAAUCUCAGUGAAAUCACGGGCUAUCUAAAGAUAACACGCUCACCCUCUUUGGUGUCACUGCAUUUCCUGCGUAACCUACAUACGAUUGGCGGCAAGUUCCUAAUCGACAAUCUAUAUGCCCUGUAUGUGGUGGAUAAUCAUUAUCUGGAAGAUCUGUGGAAUACAAAUCAACGGGUGGCCAUUUCGAAGGGACGUAUCUACUUCCAUUUGAAUGCCCGACUGUGCUAUGAAAAAAUUGCCCAGCUGGGUCAGCAACUGAAGGAAUCGAAUAUUUCCAUAGCGGAUGUUUCGAGGAAUUCCAAUGGGGAACUGCUGUCGUGUGACAAUGUUAUCAGCGAACUGAAGGUGACAACGGAAGCCAUCAAUGCCAACGAGGCCCGCAUUGUUAUCGAUUUCCUGCCCCCCGAGGCCCUGGUGCCCCUAAUUGGUUAUGUAUACUUUUAUCGUGAGGCACCCAAGCGCAACAUCAGCAAAUACAAUCGCCAUGGCUGUGGUCAGGACAGCUGGUUCAUGGACACCACGUCGAGCAAGCAGCGCCGUCAUGUUCUGCGACAUUUAAAGCCCUAUACCCAGUAUGCGUAUUUUGUUAAGACGCUGACCAUCACCAGUUAUCAUUAUCACGUGGAUGCCACAUCAGAAAUACAAUAUUUUCGAACGGCCCCCGGCAGGCCUGGCCCAUUGGCGAAAAUCUACUAUCGUCCGGUGUCGCCGACCGAGAUUGAAAUCCAUUGGUGGCCUCCACGCAAUCCGAAUGGCAUUAUCAGCAAGUACCUGCUCAAAUACGAUGUUGCAGAAGGAAACCACACAUCCGUGGCGAUUCCCAACAAAUUGUUUGGCAAUGCCGACAAUUGCCACUGUUCCAAAAUGGAUGCCGAACUGAGUGGUCCAACGCCGUUGGACAAGGACUAUUAUCAUCCCGAAAAAAUUGUCUACGAUGAAGGUCUCUCGAAUUUUAUUUAUGUUUCCAAACCCAAAAAUCUCAGCAGAGUUGUAAAAACUGAAGAUCCCAAAGAAUAUUUCCUUCGAAUCCAAGAAGAGCAAAUGAAUAACUCUAAAAGAGAGCAAGACGAUCGUAAAGAAGAUUUCGAAAUCACCACCCUGCCAACCCUGUGCAAUACCAGCCACCCGAGUACCAGUUUCAAACAGGAAAAUAACUGUGUGGAGCGGGAGGAGUUGGCCUACGACCAUGAGAUAGCGGGAGAUAGGCAUUCGUUUACGUUGACGGGUCUCCAACCGCACACCAUGUAUCGGGUGGCGCUGCGUGCCUGUGUCGACGGCCUGGCCAACGGCUGUGGACCCGAAACCAUUCUGUGGGCGGAGACCGUGAGCAAACGGUUGGGCGCCAUUUUGGAGAGUUUAAAAUUAACCAGUUUGGCUGGGGAUACGAAUAAAUUGUUUCGUUAAAUAGUUUCGGAAGAAUUUUUGUAGAAUUUCGCAAGAAAAAACUAGAAAAUAUGUAGUUCGCAGAUGCACGUCAAUGCUAGGGUAUUCAAUAAAAAUGUGAUUUCAGCAAAUUAAA